AUGAUUACACUUGAAACAGAAUUAUAUAUUACACAAUUACAACAAUGGCCAAAAAGUGGACGUCAUAUUAUGGGUCAAUUUGAUGAUAAUUCAAUUAUUGUUUAUCAAGCUUAUAACCCUUCUAUCGCUAAUUAUGCUGUUCAACAUCAAAAAUUUGGUGGGCAUGAUUUUUCAUGGACGAGAAUGACAUGGAUUAAAACGAAUUUUACUUGGAUGAUGUAUAGGUCUGGAUGGGCAACUAAACCUAAUCAAGAAAGAAUUUUGGCAAUAAAAUUAUCAAGACAAGGAUUUGAAGAAAUUUUAUCAGAAGCAGUGUUAACAAGCCUCGAUCAAUUUAAUGACACCUCUUCUUCAAAUAUGAAAUCCUUACAAAAAGAAUGGAAACAACAAUUAAAUUCAUCACAAGUAAGAUUACAAUGGGAUCCUGAUCACAAUUUACUCACAGAAAAGAUGCAAAGAAGAGCGAUACAACUUGGAUUGAAAGGUGAUAUAUUAAAAAAAUAUUCUAAUGAAUGGAUAAUUAGCAUUGAGGAUAUAACAGAAUUUGUCAGUGAACAAUACGAAUUAAUUAAAUUGAAUAAGUUGGAUGAAGUUAGAACCCCAGUUGAACAAGUUUAUGAACUUUGUGAUAAUUCAUUAAAAGGAAAAUUAGGCAUGAUUAAUAAUAAUUAA
This is a messenger RNA of Entrophospora sp. SA101, 672 nucleotides long. Lineage: Eukaryota; Fungi; Glomeromycota; Glomeromycetes; Entrophosporales; Entrophosporaceae. The record is from the annotation of a GenBank genome assembly.